Molecule: messenger RNA, 1380 nt
Organism: Chelmon rostratus (copperband butterflyfish)
Lineage: Eukaryota; Metazoa; Chordata; Actinopteri; Chaetodontiformes; Chaetodontidae
Gene: mcrip2
Product: MAPK regulated corepressor interacting protein 2
Exons: 5
Coding region: 535-966 (143 amino acids)
Source: RefSeq, a predicted model, not a curated record
UCUCAUGCAUGGUAGUUUUCCGUCCUGAUGAAAAUAUCAAAGUGUGCAGUGUCCUUGCAUACAGAGCGGAGCCGCUGCAAUCAGUCCCGGAGCAUCAGAGGACACAGGGUCCGGCCCGGAGUGUCACUGUCCUCGGACGUCAGGAAGCACAGUGUCCCCCCUCUGACUGGCUGAUCCCGGCAUGUGGAGCCGCUUUCUCCUUGGAUGACCUACACGCAACCUCUCGGAGGAGCAGCGGACGUCGGUUCACCACAGCUGAACACCUGCCGGUUCGGAGGAACAGCAGGCUACGUAUUAAUACACAGCGGGCAACAAGUCAAACCGAGUCUCCUGCGGACUUCAGGCCGACUGCGGAGCCGCUGACCCGGGGAGCAAAAUCCGACGUUACGAUUAUUUUCUCCUCAUCGUGGCUGCGUCAGGAGGAGCGGACACAAGUGGAAGUUGCGGAGUUGACCGUCAAUGAUUGCGCCUGAUACUUAACGAGCCACACAGAGCAGGGACACCACCGAAGUUCUUGAGGUUACUGGCGUUCACAUGAUGUACACAAUCACCAGAGGUCCCAGCAAACUUGUUACACAACGGAGGACAGGUCCCACACAACAAAUCGAGUCCAAAUUCAGCGACUUGAAGCUCAAGCCGUCGUACUCACUGAGCUCUCCGCCCCCAAAGAUCGUGUUCAAUCGUCUGAACGGGAAGCGCUACCACGGUGCAGCCACACAGAAGGCCUCCAGCCCAGGAGAGGGGUUCACUCCUGCACAUGAGGAGAACGUCAGAUUUGUCUAUGAAGCUUGGCAGGAGGUGGAGCAGAAGCUGGGGGACGGGGACGGUGGGCCUUCAGCUGACAGCCAGGGGCCCAUUCAGUACACUGAGAAGACUCCCAGUGCUGCGAUGAAGAACUUUGUGCCCAUAGACCUGGAGGAGUGGUGGGCUCAGCGCUUCCUUGCCAACAUUGCCAACCUGUCAUGACUGUGCGAGGCAUGGAGCCGGGACAGGAAGCACUGCGACGAUGCUCCGUAGGUGAAGGGCAUCACAGCAGCGGCGAGGAGGCGAGCGCGUCUCCAGGACGGUCCUGCGUAAUUUGGAAUCUGAUUUGAUGCCCUGUGCUUCACGCUGCUGGAGAGAAGACUGGGUGCACAACACAAAGCCCCCUCCCCCCCGAUGCGUUGACAGCGCCCUGAGUGUAGACUCCCAGCGCUGAUUGAAGUUGUGCUCCUCCACAGGACCCGUCUCUCUCUCUACUUGAAUCAGAUAGAAGUUGUGAGAUUUUUUUCUUGCUCAAGAACCUGCCUCCUUUCUAAAGUGUGCUCAGCUGUAUGUACGCCAAGGCUGAUCUUUUAAUAUAAAUGAUAUAUGAAGAGCAAAAGAAGUAAAAUGUUUUUC